AUCAUCCUGAAAACCGAAUAGAGAUUUCAGGGUCCAUUUCCCGGCAACCGGGCCCAUUACUUCCCUUAUGCGGCCAGGGAAAGGAAGGAACGUACGAGGGAAGGGAUUGUCGCCGUUCGUUUGCGGAAGGUCAUCGUUUUCGACAAAUUUCCUCCAAAGUCUUCAAAUAGAAUGCAAAUUCUAGUGCCCAGACGCAGUAGGGUGUUGUUCUACAACAUUUCCUUCUUUCAAUCAACAAAUCCUUCAAUUUCAUCAUCUUUUGUGGCUUAUUUUCGAUCUACUCCUACUUUCUUCGAGAAAUGGGAAAACAAAUGGAACAAUUCGUCGGAUUUCAAAGGUCCUCAACCAUCUAAGACAUAUAUCAAAUACAAAACACGUCAAAAACGUGCAGAUGCGAAGAAAGCUCUGAACGAUCUCUUCUUCAGAAGUGGCUCCUCCAAAUUUACACUUGAGGGCGAAUUCUUGAAGAAGAGGCAAGGAAUGGAAAGAUGGGAUGGAGACUCCACUGAUCGAACAGGUGACAGAAAGAAAAGGGAUCUGUUUAAGUCCUCAGCUCGCCAUACUGGUAAAGCUCAUCAAAAGAGAAACAAAAGCAAGCCCAAAAAAGGAAAUUUGUUUGAAGAAUUUGACGAUGAUCCUGGGAUGCAUUUCCAGGCAACAUAUGGAAAUCGAUGGUAUUCUUGGUCUUUUAAGUCGUGGGAAGAGUCUUUUUCACAAAGUCAAACAAGUGGAUUCGAAUGGAGAGAGGAUUCAAAUGGUACCAAUAGCAGAAGUAAAUGGAGGACGGCAAGUGAUGACGAGUCCGAUGAUGAUAAAUCCUAUGCUAUUGGUUCAUCUUCAGAUAGAAUUACACUUGGGUUGCCGACUAAUGGUCCAUUAAAGAUCGAUGAAGUAAAAAAUGCUUUUCGCCUUUCUGCUCUAAAGUGGCAUCCUGAUAAGCAUCAAGGCCCAUCACAGGCAACGGCCGAAGAGAAAUUCAAAGUUUGCGUAAGUGCAUACAAGUCAUUGUGCAAUGCUCUUUCGACAGCUUAGCCGAGCUGGUUUUUUCCAAAAUACGCUUCGAGCUUCGGAGGGGUGUCGGGCAGAGGUGUAAACUGGCUUGCUUAUUUAAAUAGGUUAUCCUAAAGCUGGUCUUCAAGAUCAUAUAUAUAAUUUUACAUUUUGUUCUCAAAUUUCACAUAAUAUAAUAGUGCUUAACUUGGUAUGGUACUAAA
This is a messenger RNA of Cynara cardunculus var. scolymus (artichoke), 1214 nucleotides long. RefSeq lists its product as uncharacterized. NCBI's taxonomy places the organism in Eukaryota, Viridiplantae, Streptophyta, Magnoliopsida, Asterales, Asteraceae. The record is from RefSeq and is a predicted model, not a curated record. The coding region runs from base 172 to 1032 and encodes 286 amino acids. The transcript has 7 exons.